Archocentrus centrarchus (flier cichlid) is the source of this 2359-nucleotide messenger RNA. It is a transcript of the gene yap1, whose product is annotated as Yes1 associated transcriptional regulator. The record is from RefSeq and is a predicted model, not a curated record. The transcript is spliced from 8 exons. Gene Ontology annotation, biological process: positive regulation of transcription by RNA polymerase II; hippo signaling. Bases 496 to 1809 code for a protein of 437 amino acids. Gene Ontology annotation, molecular function: protein binding; transcription coactivator activity. Lineage: Eukaryota; Metazoa; Chordata; Actinopteri; Cichliformes; Cichlidae. Gene Ontology annotation, cellular component: nucleus; cytoplasm.
UUUUUUUUUUUUCUAGAAAGUGAGCGGCGGAGAUUUGAGCUGCUCACUAUGAGCCUGUCUUAAAAGAAUAUCAACAACAGCUUCCACUCGGCCGCACUCAGAAAAAGUUGGACUCUUUCGCGCAGCCGUUUGCGGUGUUUUUUCGUCUUUUGUGGCUGCAUCUGCGCUUUUUUGGGGGGGACGACAGCAUAAAUUCCAGUGUGGAGUUUAUGCGCUUUGUUACGUUCACAAGUAUGCCAGCAGGAAACAACAGGAAAAGGCUGUCUUUCAUUGCAGAUUUCGACAGCUAACACACUUUGGAAGAAGACCAAGUUCUCGACUUGUGAAAUUUAGAAUGACCCGGGACAACUUUUACUGAGUGUCGUCGUGAUUUUCAGAUUUCCUCCGGCGUGAAAAGAAAAAAAAAGUUUUGGAUUGGCUCACGUUUCUUUUUUUGAGUUCCUAAACCGAACUUUUUUUUUUUUAAACAUAAAGUUGGGAGACUGUUUUGGGACGAUGGAUCCGAGCCAGCACAACCCCCCUGCCGGACACCAGAUCGUCCAUGUACGGGGCGACUCUGAGACUGACCUAGAGGCGCUUUUUAACGCCGUGAUGAACCCGAAAGGCAACGCCGUGCCCCACUCGGUGCCCAUGAGGAUGAGGAAGCUGCCAGACUCCUUCUUCAAACCCCCAGAACCAAAGUCUCAUUCCAGACAAGCCAGCACUGAUGCUGGGAGUGGCGGAGUGCUCACCCCCCACCAUGUCCGAGCACACUCAUCCCCUGCUUCCCUGCAGAUAGGAGCCGUUUCUGGUGGCUCACUGUCUGGCAUGGGCUCAGCAGGUGCCUCUCCUCAACAUCUUCGUCAGUCUUCUUAUGAGAUUCCUGAUGACAUGCCCCUGCCUCCAGGGUGGGAGAUGGCCAAGACCGCCUCUGGGCAGAGAUACUUCCUCAACCACAUGGAUCAGACCACCACUUGGCAGGACCCUCGCAAGGCCAUGCUCCAGCUGAACCAGCCUCCCCCUGCCAGUUCGGUGCCGGUCCAGCAGCAGAAUAUUAUGAACCCAGCCAGUGGACCCCUCCCUGAUGGCUGGGAACAAGCUAUCACAGCAGAGGGAGAAAUUUACUACAUCAAUCACAAGAACAAGACCACAUCCUGGCUGGACCCACGACUUGAGCCACGCUACGCCCUGAACCAGCAGAGGAUCUCCCAGAGUGCUCCAGUGAAACAGGCAGGGCAGCUGCCCCCCAGCACCCACAGUGGAGUCAUGGGAGGCAACAACCAGAUGAGGCUGCAGCAGCUGGAGAAGGAGAGACUGAGACUGAAGCAACAGGAGCUGCUUCGGCAGAGACCACAGGAGCUCGCUCUAAGGAACCAGCUGCCCACCAGCAUGGAUCAAGAUGGCAGCACGAACCCCGUGUCCUCCCCUAUGGCCCAAGAUGCCCGGACCAUGACGGCCAACAGCUCUGAUCCAUUCCUCAACAGCGGGACCUACCACUCCAGGGAUGAGAGCACAGACAGCGGCUUGAGCAUGAGCAGCUACAGUGUCCCUCGCACUCCGGACGACUUCCUGAACAGUGUGGAUGAGAUGGACACAGGGGACCCGCUCGCACCCAUGGCAACGCAGCCCAGUCGUUUCCCCGACUACCUGGAUGCCAUUCCGGGAACAGACGUGGAUCUGGGCACCCUGGAGGGGGAGAGCAUGGCGGUGGAAGGCGAGGAGCUGAUGCCCAGCCUGCAGGAGGCGCUGAGCUCCGACAUCCUCAGCGACAUGGAGUCCGUGCUGGCAGCUACCAAGCUGGAGAAGGAGAGCUUCCUCACAUGGUUGUAGAAGAGCUGAGCGGGCCGCUCCUUCCUCACUCCUCUCCCUCCUCUCUGAACUUCUGCCUGCUCUAAUCUGUGAAGGAAUCAUAGAUGCUUUUACCAGACAUUUCAGCGAGCCUCUCGGGACGUCUGUGUCAGCAUGUAAGGCCAACCUCUUUCUCUGGCAGUAUUCUGUUCUCUUCACUAGUUAUCUCUUUAUUUUGUCUGUGUCUUCAAGGCUGGCCUAUGAACAGACAAUUAUGCAAGGGUCCCCAAAUUUUUCACAGGUCUGUCAGUGAAUCUAGGGCAUAUUUACCCUCCGGGCAGGUGCUUAUACUCGUCUGCCACCAUCAGUUAUCCCCUGGAGUCUCUGGAGCCUUUUUUUCUUGCAGAAUAGCGUGAAGCAUCACUACUUAACUGUUUUUGGGACUUUUGCAUCUAGCUAGUAGCUUUAUAUUUGGCCUCAUGCUUUUCUUUAUUAUCAUUUUUCCAACAAGCCUGAGAAACCAAAAAUGAUGUAUUUGGAGCAUAAAGAACAAUACUGAUUUGGAGUAAAGGUAACGUGAGGCCCGUGUUUC